AUGGAGAAGGAUACCUUUAUUGGUGAGAUUGGUGGAAUUGAACUGGAUGGAGCGAGCACUGCCUCGCAGUCGCGCGAAUUGAUUGCCUCAGAGUAUGGAACGAAGACGCGAGAGGUGAUGGACAGACACAAUCCACGCAACUGGAAUCGGAUGCGCAAGACGCUUCUUUUCGCGUCUCUGAUGGGGAGCUCGCUACUUGCUGAUGGUGCAAUGGUCUGGGGAAGCACCCUGAUCACACCACAAGCGAUCGAAUGGAGCGUCAGCAUCACGCACUCCGCGACCAGUAUGAACUAUGGCAUCUUGCUUCAAGGGUUUGGCGGCAUUCUUGCCGUGCCAUUGAUCGAAGCUUACGGUCGAUUCCCCGUCUGGAUUUGGCCCCAAGUGAUCACCAUGUUUAUGGUCCUGGGCGCAACACUCUCGAAAGACUGGACCACUUUCACCAUUUUCCGCACUCUGCAGGGUCUCUUUGGGACAGUACCACAGGUCAUUGGCCUUCCCAUUAUUCAUGAUAUAUACAGUCCGCAUGAAUGGCCUCUGAUGAUCAACAUCUGGGGUACCACCUUCAUGGUCGGUCCAUUUCUCGGGCCCGCUAUCGCCGGCUAUAUUGGCGCUGGCACCAACUGGGUCGUUUCAUUCGGCGUACUGACCGCGAUCUACGGUUUCUCGACACUGAUGGUGCUCGCGUGGGGUGCGGAGACAUACUAUCAACCGGGGAAGAUUCCAGCAUCUCGUCUAGGCUCAUACUUUGGAGUCGGCAAUACGAGUCUACCCAAAUGGAUGACCGUGGUGCAUUGGUGCAAAGUGAUGGUUGCAUAUGUGGUGAAGUUUCCAUUGCUGAUGACGGGAAUGGCGGUUCUAAUGAUCUGUACUUGGCCCAUUGGCAUCGUCACAACACUCGAUAUUUUCCUACAUAGUCCCCCAUACAACAUGAACACGAUUCAAGCGUCUUCUAUGCGAUUUGCGGGCGUAAUCGGCGCACUCGGUGGCUGGCUCGUCGGCUUCAUUUUCAACGAUUGGAUUUACAAGCGCAACCAUACCAAAUGGCGACCCGAGUACCGGCUACAUGGCGUCUGGCUUCCCCUGAUAAGUAUGGUCUGCGGCCUUCUUACAUAUGGCAUGACUAUGAAAUAUGGCAAGCAUUGGAUCGGUAUUGCUAUGGGAUGGAUUAUGGUCAAUAUAGGCAUGGUGGGGACAGUUGUAGCUAUCACAGCCUACGCCUUGGAGAAGUACCCCGAUCAAUCCACCGUCGUCUCUGCCAUUCUCAAUAUGUGGCGAACAUGUGGAGGCUUUGCGGUGGGAUACUUCCAGCCGGCCUGGAUUGCUCGGAAUGGGAUCGGUUUGGUAUUUGGAAUUCAGGCUAUCGUGGUCAGUGUGGCAAUUGUACUUUGUUUGGUCCCGGUGUUCAUUCGGGAGAGGGCGAGGGAGAAAGGGAGGGAAGGGGAGACGAGCGUAGUGAGGGUUGUCUGA
Penicillium oxalicum is the source of this 1467-nucleotide messenger RNA. Its product is annotated as putative MFS transporter. The record is from RefSeq and is a predicted model, not a curated record. Gene Ontology annotation, molecular function: transmembrane transporter activity. The coding region runs from base 1 to 1467 and encodes 488 amino acids. Gene Ontology annotation, biological process: transmembrane transport. The transcript is spliced from 7 exons. NCBI's taxonomy places the organism in Eukaryota, Fungi, Ascomycota, Eurotiomycetes, Eurotiales, Aspergillaceae.